AUGUCAGAACGAUAUAAGCACUGGAAAAAAGUUUUCAAAGACAUCAACCAACGUUCACCAACGAAAAGCGAGAUUGCUUCACUAGCACCACCAGUAAUUCAAGAUGAACUUCGUGCUUCUGAAGAACGUGAAAGAGAAGAGAAAUCGAAAUCGAGGAGAUCGUCCAGCAUAAAACUCAGUCGAUCAUUUGAUGAAAGAGACUAUCUACCUGAGCUAGCAUUAAAGAAGCGCCGUACCAGUGCAAUGAGCAGAUCGACAAGUGCAACAUCACCUGUACCAACCUCAUCUAUGCCUGGAACUUCAGUGGACACUGAAGAGCAGACCCAGUACUUGCGUCGUUCGCCACGAAAGCAUCCAUCAUCCUCAUCGUCUGGUCCAGUUUCGUUCCCAUCACCACAGAAGCCAACGCUGUUGUCAAGGCCAAUUGCAACAUCCAGUCGGCUUUUCAAUCUUCUUGGCUCAGAAGACUCUCUUCCAGGCACUUCUUCAGCAACUGACGACAAUGUUGGCUUCAAAGAAAUGCCCGAAAAAGAAACUGAUGAAUCUGACAGUGAAGAUGAAAACAGUAGGCCGUUUGCUGACGAAGGGGGUGUUGUGAGGAGGAGGAAAAAUGAAAAUUAUCGACGCCUAAAUAUGAAAAGGCGUUAUCUUCAUGGCACUUCAGAUUCGAAAAAUAAAUUCAAGAAGUGGAGGAGAGAACGUAAAAAGCGAUAA
This is a messenger RNA of Gongylonema pulchrum, 714 nucleotides long. NCBI's taxonomy places the organism in Eukaryota, Metazoa, Nematoda, Chromadorea, Rhabditida, Gongylonematidae. The record is from the annotation of a GenBank genome assembly.